GUGGCGAUCGUGGUGACGGAUGGGCGUCCCCAGGAUGGAGUGCAGGACGUGGCAGCGAGGGCCAGAGCAGCUGGCAUCGAGCUCUUUGCCAUCGGGGUGGGCCGGGUGGACAUGCACACGCUGAGGCACAUCGCCAGCCAGCCCCUCGACGACCACGUCGACUACGUGGAGAGCUACAGCGUUAUAGAGAAGCUGACCCACAAGUUUCAAGAAGCUUUCUGUGUGGUGUCAGACCUGUGUGCCACUGGGGACCACGACUGCGAGCAGAUCUGUGUCAGCAGCCCAGGAGCCUACACGUGUGCUUGCAAAGAGGGCUUCACGCUGAACAGCGAUGGGAAGACCUGCAGUGCUUGCAGUGGUGGGUUAGGAUCUGCUCUGGAUCUCGUUUUCCUGAUCGAUGGCUCCAAGAGCGUGCGGCCUGAGAACUUUGAGCUGGUGAAGAAAUUCAUCAACCAAAUUGUGGACUCGCUGGAGGUGUCAGACAAACAGGCUCAAGUUGGCCUGGUUCAGUACUCCAGUUCUGUCAGACAGGAGUUUCCACUGGGGCAGUUCAAGAACAAGAAGGAUAUCAAAGCAGCAGUCAAGAAAAUGGCCUACAUGGAGAAAGGAACCAUGACGGGCCAGGCUCUGAAGUACCUCAUUGACAGUUCCUUUUCCAUCAUCAAUGGAGCUAGGCCUGGGGUGCCCAAGGUGGGCAUAGUCUUCACUGAUGGACGGUCACAAGAUUACAUCACUGAUGCUGCUAAGAAAGCCAAAGACUUAGGCUUUAGGAUGUUUGCUGUGGGAGUUGGCAACGCAGUGGAGGAUGAGCUGAGGGAAAUUGCUUCAGAACCAGUAGCUGAGCACUACUUCUACACAGCUGACUUCAGAACCAUCAGCAAGAUCGGGAAGAAGCUACAAAUGAAAAUCUGCGUUGAGGAAGAUCCAUGUGAAUGUAAAUCUAUCGUGAAGUUUCAGACAAAAGUAGAAGACCUCAUAAAUUCAUUGCAGCAGAAAUUGGACGCUGUGGCAAAAAGGAUCGAAGCCCUGGAGAACAAGGUCAUCUAAGAUCCCAAACCAACUUUAGUUCCCUCUUUUCCUAAUGUAACACAACCAGAACUCCUUCACUUGUAACAGAGGGCAGCUCAGCCACAGUGCUAUGGCCAGCUUGUAUUAUGUUUUAAAGAGUCUAGUCUACCAGAAUUUGUUUAAAAGGGAAGAAGUAAAACAGUAGAGCAGAUAUUGUAUAAUGGGCAGAGCACUGUGGGUGACCAAGAGCUAGACCAUGCUAAUGUUUGUGGCAUCGUAUAGAGUGCUUAUAU
This is a messenger RNA of Merops nubicus (carmine bee-eater), 1301 nucleotides long. It is a transcript of the gene MATN1, whose product is annotated as matrilin 1, cartilage matrix protein. Lineage: Eukaryota; Metazoa; Chordata; Aves; Coraciiformes; Meropidae. The record is from RefSeq and is a predicted model, not a curated record. The transcript has 6 exons. The annotation marks the transcript as partial. Gene Ontology annotation, molecular function: calcium ion binding.